Molecule: messenger RNA, 1862 nt
Organism: Heterocephalus glaber (naked mole-rat)
Lineage: Eukaryota; Metazoa; Chordata; Mammalia; Rodentia; Bathyergidae
Gene: Spdef
Product: SAM pointed domain containing ETS transcription factor
Biological process (GO): cell differentiation; regulation of transcription by RNA polymerase II
Cellular component (GO): nucleus
Molecular function (GO): sequence-specific DNA binding; DNA-binding transcription factor activity, RNA polymerase II-specific
Source: RefSeq, a predicted model, not a curated record
UUCCAUUCUGAGCCUCAGGGUGGAUUUACAUUCAUCAGUGGGUCCAGAUUUGCAGCUCGCAGCCAGCCUGGCCCCUCUCCUGCCCCUUCUUCCUGCCAGCACUGACCUCAAUGCCCAGUGACCCAGCAGCCCCAGCUCCCCCAGGCCCUUAUCCCGGUAACCAGCGCAACGGCCCCUGAGGGGAGGCGGACACGGUCAGCCUCGGCUCUUUCCUCUCUGCAGACAGCGCCGCCAGCCCAAGCAGCAGCGGCAUGGGCAGUGCCAGCCCGGGCCUGAACGCCGCGCCCCCUGGCUGCCUGCUGCUGCCCCCGGACACAGUGCUGCGCUCGGGCCUGGAGAAGGUGGCGGGGCCUGAGAAGGGGGACUGGAGCCCCAGCCCGCCUGCCACACCCACCUCCGAGCAGGCCCUGCCCACCUUCUACCUCUCUGACUUCGACAUGUUGUACACUGAGGACGGCACCUGGGUGGCCAAGGGCCCUGAGGCCAGCGGCCGGGAGGAGCCAUCUGAGGAGCCCGAGCAGUGCCCAGUCAUCGACAGCCAGGCCCCGGGGGGCAGCCUGGACCUGGUGCCGGCCGGGCUGGCGCUGGAGGAGCACUCGCUGGAGCAGGUGCAGUCCAUGGUGGUGGGCGAGGUGCUCAAGGACAUCGAGACGGCCUGCAAGCUGCUCAACAUCGCCGCAGACCCUGUGGACUGGAGCCCCAGCAAUGUACAGAAGUGGCUGCUAUGGACCGAGCACCAGUACCGGCUGCCGCCUGUGGGCACGGCCUUCCAGGAGCUGGGGGGCAGGGAGCUGUGCUGCAUGUCGGAGGAGCAGUUCCGCCAGCGCUCACCCCUGGGCGGGGAAGUGCUGCAUGCGCACCUGGACAUCUGGAAAUCAGCGGCCUGGAUGAAGGAGAGGACCUCGCCCAGGGCCAUCCACUGCUGCGCCUCCACCAGCGAGGACAGCUGGGCCCACAGCGAGGUGGACUCGUCCUGCUCAGGGCAGCCUAUCCACCUGUGGCAGUUCCUGCGCGAGCUGCUGCUCAAGCCUCACAGCUAUGGGCGCCUCAUCCGCUGGCUCAACAAGGACAAGGGCAUCUUCAAAAUCGAGGACUCUGCCCAGGUGGCCCGGCUGUGGGGCAUCCGGAAGAACCGGCCUGCCAUGAACUACGACAAGCUGAGCCGCUCCAUCCGCCAGUAUUACAAGAAGGGGAUCAUCCGAAAGCCGGACAUCUCCCAGCGCCUGGUCUACCAGUUCGUGCACCCCAUCUGAGGCCCGAAGCCACCCUGGCCACCCUGGCCUCCCUCUGUCCUGCCGCCUUUGCCCGGCCAGAUCUGGCUCGGCCCAGGGAAAAAGAGCAGUGUGGGGCUAAGCCAAGCACGAGGUCAGGGGGUAGAGCAAGCUCCCUGUGACCCAGGCCCUUUCUGCUCACAUGGACAGUGCCCUGGUGGACACAGGCUGCUCCCAGGUUAUGAUCCCGUUCACCUCCACCUCUGACCCUCCAGGUCCAGAGCAGCACCUGCUGAACAGCAGGGACUUGGCCACGGCUGCAACAGUGGGGGCGUCCUCUGCUCCAACCCCUGCCGCCCACUCUGCCCCAGGCCUGGCAUGGAGCUAGGAGACGUCUGCACCCUGAGCCAGGAGCCGGGAGUGCCCCCGGGACCAGGGAACAAAUAUGUGAGAGAACUGGCAGGUGCCCAGGGUCCGUGCAGGGAAUGGGACAGCCGGUCACGGGUCAAGUGGUCAUAGAGGUCACACAUGGUGACAAACGCACCUGCGAUCCCAGCACUCUGGGAGGCUGAGGCAGGAGGAUGGCAAGCGAAGCCCAAUCGGGGCAAUUUAGGAAUUUAGCAAGGCCCUGUCUCACAAUAAAAUAAAAAU